This is a messenger RNA of Cololabis saira (Pacific saury), 7766 nucleotides long. RefSeq names its product sterile alpha motif domain containing 4A (gene samd4a). Gene Ontology annotation, cellular component: P-body. The coding region runs from base 645 to 2828 and encodes 727 amino acids. The record is from RefSeq and is a predicted model, not a curated record. NCBI's taxonomy places the organism in Eukaryota, Metazoa, Chordata, Actinopteri, Beloniformes, Belonidae. The transcript is spliced from 13 exons. Gene Ontology annotation, molecular function: translation repressor activity; mRNA binding; protein binding. Gene Ontology annotation, biological process: regulation of mRNA stability; nuclear-transcribed mRNA poly(A) tail shortening; negative regulation of translation.
UCGUCUGGGAGGGAGUCACAGGAAAAGUUGCUCAAGAUGGCAAAUCCCUCGGACUCGCAGUGAAGGGGGAGCCGCUCCCCGACGGAGAGAGCAGCCGAGCCCGAGCAGCAUGCGACCCUUCGCAGCCCCAGGAGGGAUUUCCUGAAGAAAGAAAAUGAAGCUGAUGUGACACCGCCUGAGCUGGAAGAAAGCUGACUCAUCAAAUAUCAAUCCCUCUUGAGAUCGACUAAAGCGGCCAAAAGCCGCUCAGAUCAACCCACCGCACCUCACUACUCCCUUUCACUGUCGCUGAAGGAGAUUAUCAGACCAGGGGAAAGGUGGUGUGAAACACCCCCCUCCAGCAGGAAUAUAUACAACGUCUGCUGCAGGCUUAACUUUUAUCAGCGUCUACUAGUGCCCCCCUGUUCCGGUCCAGAAUGACAAGCCUAAGAAUAGUAUUGCAGUCCUUCAGCUGAUCUCCACCGGCCGACCCGCCCCUGCCUCGUAACGGCCAAGAGAAAUCGUCCACGGUUGUAACCCUGCGAUAAUUUUACCCGUAUCACCGUUGCAAAGCUUUGGGAGAUCCCUGCUCUGAGUCUGCUGAGCUCGUCUCUCAGCCCUGCCCAUCCCCGUUCGCUGUGCCUUCACCCCCCGUUUCGCAGACCAUGAUGUUUCGCGAUCAGGUGGGCGUGCUAGCCAGCUGGUUCAAGGGGUGGAACGAGUGCGAGCAGACGGUGGCCCUGCUCUCCCUGCUGAAGAGGGUGAGCCGGACCCAGGCCCGCUUCCUGCAGCUGUGUCUGGAGCACUCCCUGGCCGAGUGCACCGAGCUGCAGGUCCUGGAAGCAGAGGCCAACAAUCCAGGUAUAAUCAGCCAGUGGCAAGUUGAGCCUAAGGAGCGCGUCAUCUCGCUGGUCCUCACACAUCUCCCACUGCUCAAGCCCGGCAACACUGAAGCUAAGGGGGAGUACAUGCGUCUGCUGCCGCGUAUCCUGGCCCACACCAUCGAGCAUGGCCACCACCUGGAGGAGUCUCGCCAGCUCUUGUCCUACGCCCUUAUCCACCCUGCCACCUCCCUGGAAGACCGCGCCGCGCUGGCACUGUGGCUCAACCACCUUGAGGAGAGAGCUGCCGCACGGGGAGACUCCCUGGAAAGACCUCCUCCCGCUGGACCACACCAUCACCACCACCACCACCACCACCAUCACCAGUCCACGCCUCCGUCUACUCUCACCUCUUCAGGGUCCUCCUCUUCCACAAACACCUCUUCAACAGGCAACCUGUACACCCUCCAUCACCAGCAGCGCUACGGCUCCGACGAUCGCCUCAACGGCUGGCAGAGCUCUCGGGAUUCAGGAGUGGUCGGUGGCUGGCAGCAGGGCUGUGAAAACGGACACCUCCCUCUCUACCCGUCAUCCUCUGUACCAGCAACCAUUAACACAGUGGGAACCAGCGGGGGGAGCAGCAUUAUCCUGACCAGUGGAGGGGGCAGUCAGCAGCACAGUCCCCUAAAGCGCUCCGUGUCCCUCACACCCCCCAUGAGCGGCCCCAGCAACCAGCCCCUGGGCCACGUGUGGCUGUCCCAGGAGGACCUCCGGACCGCCAGGGGCCCGGCCCCGGACCACGCGCCGCUCUCGCCCCAGAGCAGCAUCGCCUCUUCAGGGAGUGGAGGCAGCGAGCACCUGGAGGAUGCAGGUUUAGGAGGAGGCUCAGGGCUGCACCGGAGCUCCUUCCACGAGGAGGGGAGUGGGAUGAGAGAUGUCCCUGCAUGGUUGAAGAGUCUCCGUCUCCAUAAGUACGCUGCUCUCUUCUCUACAAUGACCUACGAUGAGAUGAUGUCGCUGACCGAAGAGCUACUGGAGGCACAGCAGAAAGUCACUAAAGGAGCAAGGCACAAGAUUGUUAUCAGCAUUCAGAAACUCAAAGAGAGACAGCACCUUCUUCGCAGCCUGGAAAAGGAUGUGUUGGAGGGCAGUAAUCUACGCGCCCCGCUGCAGGAGCUCCACCAGAUGAUCAUGACACCGAUCAAGGCGUUCAGCGGCGGGGAAGAGUCCUCCCUGCAGCGCCCCCUGCUGAGCCCGGAGAGCAAGAGCGCCGCGCCGGGCUCCCACCUCACCGGGGGAGGUGGCGGGGAGGCCGAGUCCGGCUCAAGUGUGAUUGCUGAGGGGGAUCUACCUGGGCAGUUCACGCGUGUCAUGGGCAAAGUUUGCACCCAGCUCCUGGUGUCGCGGUCAGACGAGGAUAACAUCAGCUCCUACCUGCAGCUCAUCGACAAAUGCCUGAUCCAUGAGUCGUUCACAGAGACGCAGAAAAAGAGGCUGUUGUCAUGGAAACAACAGGUCCAGAGGCUGUUCCGGUCCAUUCCGAGGAAAACCCUCCUUGACAUAGCAGGGUACCGACCACAGAGGAGCAGGUUUGGUCAGUCCAACUCUCUGCCCACCACUGGCUGUGUUGGGGGCAGCGUGUCGUCCAGGAGGAACCUCCACCAGUUCCACAUGCCCUCCAGGAGCUUGCCAGGUGCCAGACUGGGUUUACUGGGCAGCGGGGGGCUGCUGGGACCCACACCCCGCAGCUCCAGCAGCACUCCCACCGGCCCCAAGCAGGGCAGGCAUGGUCCGUGGUUUGCCAACCCCGGAGGAAGUAACAGCAUGCCCAGUCGGACCCACAGCUCCGUGCAGAGGACCCGCUCCCUCCCGGUUCACACCACGCCACAGACCAUGGUCAUGUUCCAGCAAGCCGAUCUUCAGUUACCAGUGACGGAGCCAGACAUAAACAAUCGGCUCGAGUCUCUGUGUUUGAGUAUGACAGAGCACGCCUUGGGAGAUGGUUCUGACCGCACAUCAACGAUAUGAGACGGGGACCCGAGCGAGAGCAGCAGGGCGCCGCAGGUCCACGAGGGUCUCUCACCAUCCGCCACCUGAAGGUCAGCAGUCGUCCCGCCCCCUCUCCCUGCAGCCGACGGUAGAGCUGGACCGGACCGGGCGGGAUCCAGGAAACACAAGCUGGCCGCUCAUCAAACGGCAACGCAAGCUAUCACGUCGGUGCCGUCCAUCGUCGGAAAAACACCCACUUCCUGCUCCGCCGGCAUGCUCACAGUCAUCUGUGUCUGAGGAGAGAGGAAACACGGCUGGAGACUAGCGCCCCCCACCCCCCGCAGGGAGCCGGAGGCAUGACCACAGUCCAGUCAGCUCCAUCCGGAGGGAGAUGCUGGCCUGUGAAUCAGCCCUUAACACCAUACACUGCAGUUCAUCGAUAACUUUAAUAAUUACCUCAGACCCCGAGACGAGACAAGCAGAGCCACAAGGAUCCAGAAGGACGUUUGAGAUCUUCCUGGGCUGAUUCCAGUGCAGGCCAAGCGUCCAGAGCGGAUGUUUGUAGAGCUUUGGAGGGCUUCAUUGCUCAGUAUUAGGUUGCAAAAAAAAAAGAAAACAUUUAUUUGUAUUGUAUGUUUUUAUUGUUUACAUUAUGAUGCUACUUUCAGAGGGUACCGAAACAUGUUAUAAUUUGUGGUAUGUCUUGUGUUAAAGCCGUCAUCGUUCGUCUUUUUACGCCGUUACAUCUCACAAGUAGCAAUCACACUAGUUUACAACUAACGAAAAACUAACAUGCUUAUUCUUUAUCUUACCAGUGAACAGGGAAAGACAAGUAGCUCAGAGAGAGAAAGAGAGGCGGAAGUUAAACAGAUGUGGGGAGAAGGACAAGAGGAGGAAGGUGAUGGAAAGUAGUAGAGGAAAGGCAUCGAGCUGAAGUGAUUCUGAGAAGGGAAGCGGAUGUUUUAAGAAGAAAGACCUCAGAGGCAGGACCUUUGAAGAUGACAGAGGAAGAUGAUGUCAUGUCUGAUCACGAUGGGGAUCCGUUCAUGUGAGUAAGCGUAGGGGGAAGCCAGUCUGGCAGCGCUCGGCCACGUAUUCUUCACCUACAACUUGUACUGUAUGAACUCUGAAUCCAAAGCCAUUAUAGGUAGAACACAUUAAAAGUAGUUUAUAGGUAUAUAUCUUUAUGUAAAUGUAAAUCUAAGAGCAGAACAUUAGAGGAAUCUGUCUGCAUGUUUAGAUGUUGGCUUUUUUUGCUAAAGCAGGGUGACGUACUGAAGCUGCAUGUUACAAAUAAGGAGGAGAGAGAGAUUAGAAAUGUGGAGUGGAAACGGGACGUAGGUUUGAUUCUCCCUCCCAGACCGCAUCGCUGGGAGGGUUGAAACCGGGGAGGAAGUGCACACCGUAGUCUGAGAUCGGCUCUGUCGUUAGGGCUUAGCUCCACCUGCUGGUCAUGUGCAGUAACUACAGGACAGACCUGAAGAGACACGGGGAAGCUGCACACUGGUGGAUCAGUGGAAGAUGACAGUUCAUAGAGCGGGUGUGUUUGUACAGAUUGCCCGUGUAGCUCAGCCUCUUUUAAUCUCAUGGUUAUUCUGUGUCUUAAUAUUCAUCCUCGCUUUUUUUUUGUGUCUGGAAAAGAAAAAGUUUAUAUUGAAAUAAGCUGGUGAGGUUACUGGAAAGGUAUCAGAGUGAGUCCUGACCCGAACCGUCGUCUUUGGGAGGUUUCUGUUGUUCAGUUUCUUUAUUCAUUUUCUUGCAAUUCUAUAGUAUUUUCUUUGUAUCCUGCACUUGAUAUGAUAAUGUGAUACUCUAAAAUCCAAACGUUCAAGGCUCAACGGCAGUGCUGCGCGUUGGAAUCGGAUAAUACGGGGAAGAGCGGGCCUGGCGGUCGCCGUCGGCCGUAGAGCUCACGUCUCGGUGAAAACAGGAAAGCAGAGCAGUAAAAAACGAGCAGCAGAGACGAACGUACCAGAGUUACUCCCUUCUGUAGGCUCAGAGCAGGAACAUGUCGUCCAGGUGAAGGACCAGAUCAGUGUUUGUGCAUGUUUUGGUUCAGUGAUUCUGUUUUGCACUUGCAGAUUAUAAAAUAAAUACGUUUUUUUAUUUUACAUCUUUGCUCCAGGCUUUUUAGAGAGAUGUAUAUGAACUCCAUGAAUUUUUGCUCAGAUGGAUCUCAUACUUCGGAAACCUGUAGAAAGUUUUAUUUUUCCUCUCACGACACUACAGAGCUCUUACAGACGGACAGCUGUGAUGCGUUCAAUGUGUGACUUGUAUUAAAGGGACAAAAACCUGCUUCUACUCUGUUAUAGGACCCGUUUCUCAGUCGGUUGAAUGUGCAGAUCCAGUGAUGCCGCCUUGAAACUCCCGUCUGGAGUCUGGAUCUGACGACACACUCACGCAGCUGGAGGGGUUUUACAGCUGGAAACUAAGGACUUUGUGCUGUUUUUUUCUUUUUUUUGUUUGUUUGUUUUUAAUGUGUGUGUUUCUACUCGCCCGUAAAUCGUUUGUGAAUUCCACCAAAGUGUGAAAGUGACAUGAAGUCAUCAAAUCCUUCAAAUCCUGGAUGCAGAAGCUGGUGUUACACAUUUGACUUGUUAGUUCCUUCUGAUGCUUCUUUGCUGUGACGUGGCAUCAGGGUCUCAUCAUCUUUCAGUGUCACUGCCUUAUGAAUCAGUACUUCAAGUUAAAACAAUUAUUUAUUCUUUUUUUUUUUUUUUUCUUUCCUUUUUCAUAUUUUUUGCAAAGGUUAUGCUGAUCAUUUAGGUGAUUGAAUAUUUAAAGUACCAUAUGUAUUAACGUGUUAUGGCUGGUGACCAUACAUACAUCUCAAAUAUUAACCAAGUUAUUGUUGACUUUUACUUGUUGCUGUUGUUAUUUUUGUUCGUAAGUGUCGGUGUCGCGCUGAGAUUUUUCCUUUAAAGCCUUGCUGCCGGAGUGCAGCCGCUCCGUCUCACAAGCAUCGAUGCUCCAGCAGCUUCAGAGCUCGGUGUCAAACAGCAGUGUGACGGUGUUGCAGGAACUAGACGGAUCCAUUUUGGGCAGAUACGAUUUGGAUUUCAGAUCUGGACUCUGAGCUCGGUGCUGUUUGUUUGGGAGAGGUUGCCAGUUGUGUGUAUUUUUUUUUAGUUUUUUUUUUUUUUUUUAGUCAUUAACAAAUUCCAUGCAAAGAGAAAUUCAUAAAGUAUUUUAUUUUUAUCUCAGUAUUUUCUCACUUGAAACAGUUGUGCUGUGUACGUUUAAAGCCAUUUUAUGCAUAAAUACCACCUGUGGCCACAUGGGGGCAGCAGACAAUAGAAAAAGGCCACGACUGUUUCGAAAUAGCAGAUUCAACAAGUUUGGACUUUGGCGUUCCUGCAGUUUGGUCUUUCUGCUACAUUAAAGGUUGAAUUGAACAUGGAGAAAUGCUGAAAGUUAAUUUGUUUCACUAUGGACUCCUGCAACAAGUGUAUAAAACUGUUACUUUAUAUGAUGUGUUUUAAUGGGUGUUAUGCUUUCAUAUGUCAGUCAUGUUGUAAAGUUCCCUUUAAGAGAAAAAACACUGAAAAUGUUGGACAUUUUCAGAUACUCUCCAUCUGGAUAACAACAAAAUUGAAGUUGGAGCAUCUUUUUCUUUUCUUCUUUUCUUUCCCCCCAUUACUUCUGCUUGUUGAUGGGAAGUGCAUUCUGGGAUCAUUUUCAUCUUAAGCCUCCACUGACUGCAUCCUCCAUAAACAACACAUCUGGAGGUUUAACUUCACUAGAUGUGUCCUUUGAAUUGAAUCAGUACUUUGGUUGUGAUUACUGAGGUACAAACACGCAAAUCAAGCGUAUGGAUCUGCUCACGUUUCAGCCGCUGGCACACGGAACAGCGGAGAGCACCUCUAGUGGAACAGAGUGGCAUUACAAACGCGUGCAGGUCCCUGCUGGACUGCCCCCAUGUGGUCACACGUGGCGUUACUACGCAGCGGUUUUAACAAAAGUUACUCGAACAGUAAGAGUGUUUUUCGUGGAUUUAACGGCUCUAGUGAGUUUUAGUUGCAGGAGGACGACAUAUCAGUGAGGUGCAACACAGCUGGUGUUGGAUCACUUGUCUUUUUAGAGGAUUGUUGAUUUUAAAGAGUGUCAGUCCUUAUCUAAUCCAUAUUAUCAAGGGGAAUAUUUAAGAGAUUUUGUGUAGUUUUUUUUGUUGUCACUUUCCAUACCGCUGUGCUUAGCCUGAGCUAUGAAGACACGCUGGUGUAGAUUGCAUCUCAAAGGCUUGAAUCAAGGCAACUGGACUUUGUUUUCUUGGUUUGUUUUUAAAAGCGGACAAAAGCCCAACGACCCACAGGAGUGACGGGAGGUUUGACUUGACUUUAAUUGAUAAAAGCCUUCUGGGCGGAAGCUGAAACAUCUGUAAGAACCAAGAAGGUCCAGCGGCCGUGAUUCAGGUGGUCAACAGUUCUAAAGGUGUUGGUAAAAAGUUCAGACUUAUUUCAGUUUGCGUUAAAGCACUACAUCUCCUUUAUUACCACCUUUCCUACAAAUACUGACUGAUAACUUUAGAUAACUUGGUAUGGCGUGAUUUUUGUUUUUGUGGCAGUAAAGUGGCAUGACUUGUGUGUGAACGCAGACGUGCAGGAUCUUCCUGCCGCUCAUCUCUUCAAACCAAAAGCAGGUCGGCGGCGUGGGCCGCCCGCGCCGCCCUCGGCAGCAACACUGAGUUCACCUCGAUAUUCCAAAAACCUGUCAUUUACUUUGCAUCAUGUAUGCUGUUGUUGUUUAUAAAUAGAUCCUUCAGUUUAGUCCGUUUAUGUCAGUGUGGGAUGCCAAGACCGUUUCUGUAAAUGCGUCUGCAUCUUUUCUGUAAGUGUUACCGCUUGACUGUGCUCCUUUUACUUAAUGUAGUUUUGUUUUUCUCAAAGAGCCGAUGUCCUGUAUUGACUGCAGGCUUACGUUUAUAUUUGACUAAAGAAUAUUGUAUGUUAAAUGAUUGAAAAAAAAAAAAACAAAGAA